This is a messenger RNA of Drosophila hydei, 789 nucleotides long. RefSeq lists its product as uncharacterized. The transcript is spliced from 2 exons. Lineage: Eukaryota; Metazoa; Arthropoda; Insecta; Diptera; Drosophilidae. The record is from RefSeq and is a predicted model, not a curated record. The coding region runs from base 148 to 537 and encodes 129 amino acids.
AAAUUCAUUUUAAACAAUCGCUUACAUUCAUAAAAGUGUAUAUAUUUUCUAGGAACCGUAACGAUUAUAAUACUCCUAGUUCGAUCAACUUUAACAUUCUCCAUCAAUUUAUGCAUUAUCGCAUUAAUCUUCGUGCUGAACAUAGUCAUGUGGGAUAUGAUCGAAGCCUUUCUGAUGGAAUCAACGCGACGCUGGCGCAAAUUUCGCGGAGUAAAUGAGAUCGAGGGGGGCGAGGGACAGCUCAACUUCUGGCUACUCGCCUGCACCAUCAGUCUGGGCACUAUUUGGCUGGUGCACAGUGAGAUGUGCACUCGUCUCGAAAAUAUGCUUAGACGUCAGUUCUUGUUCAGAUUGAAGUCGCACCUGAUGACCAAAAUGGGUGAAGACAUCCGGAGUUUGAAGAAAGAUCUAAACCGAGCCGUACUGAAUCGCAACAAGCAUAACUCCAUCCAGAAGAACAGCAAAGACAGUAAGAAAAAGAAAAACAGGAAAACCAAGAUCACUCCCUUCACCAGCCCCCACACCAAGAACACUUAAUACACUGCAGGAGUGAAGCAGCGAAGACGAAGAUGCUGAAGUGGGCUGUCAACCAGCCGCGCGUAUCCUACCUGGAGGCUCAACCAGAUCGGGAUGCAGCUGGAGGCCAUGUCAUAAGCAGCUACAGCGAUUUCCAACCAACUGCCACGCCCACCCCGAUAGCCGCCUCUCGAACGAAACUGAAUCUGAAUGCGAAUGCGAAGCGACACUCGCUGCUCCACAUCCAGAUGCAGGCGGGCGGCAAGGAGAAUC